AUGUCACAUUUUAUUUUUGAAUAAACUGAGGCCCAAAAGAGUUUUUCCAAGUCACUUAACAGACAGUUCUCAAACACGGAUCAGUGUCUUCUGAGUACUUUCCACAUAUUUGUAGGAUCCAGAUGUUCAGUCCGUUAAAAGAUAAGCUUCAUUACUGUCGAGUUAUUCCUACCCAAUCCCAGGGAAGGAGACAUUUCUACUAGUCGGACAAAUUAUUUCGAAAAAAAGACAAGAAGCCUGCCAAACCCUCGGAACUGCAAACCAGCUCCUGCAGCUGCUCUCGGAGGUGGGAAAGAGGCAUGUGACAGCAGCCUUACUAUGAUCAUGUGAGAAGAGGCCGGGCCUGGGGUCCUAAGUCCAGUACCCCAUUGGCAUGAGACCAGAGUCCCUCCAGAGGGCUCCGAAACAGUUUCCAGAGGAGAUAGGAAGGAGAGGUCGCCUAAGACAGAAAAGCCACCCAAAUCCAUAUUCUGGAACCAGGCGAAGACUACCUCUCCGAAGAGAGUCCAGAUUUUCCGCAAGGCCUUGUGGGGCCUGUAGUCCGCGAGGGGCGAGAAGUCCGAGGACAGCCAGAAGGAAGAACUGCAUUCCCCGUCGGCCUCCGCGAUCCGCCCAAGUUGCCACUUCCUGUUUAGAGCAAGCUGGGGGACUGCUGCUUUUUUGAGUAGGGGCUGAGUGGCAGCGUUGUCUAGCCUUCCCUUGGGCUCUCUGCCCCCCCUCCUUUCGACCCCGGCAGGUAGACUCGACCCUCUCCCUCCUCUCUUUCACUCCCCAAAUACGUGAUCCAGCCUCCAUCCCAGAGGGCUACCGGGAUGCCUUGGAAAGGCUGAUCCUGAGAACCGCGCUCCCAGUCUGAAAAGAAUUUUUCAUAUUCUGGCCAACAGAAUUCUUCAGAACUCAGAGAUUUUAGAAGAGAGUUCACCUUUCAAACAUGGAUGAUGAUUCUAGACCUCUCCUCAUUUCUGAGGUGAAUAAUGAAGUAGAUUCCCAAAUUUUGAACAUCCAGUUUGACUCGGCAGACAUGAGAUCCAAAAGGCCUUUUCACGUGGAGCCUACAAACAUUGUCAGUAUGGCUACCGACACUAUAAGAGUCAGUGACUAUGCCUCUGCCAUGAACAACCGAAUUCAUUACUACAGCCGACUCACAUCUUCCUCUGGCAGGGCAUUGAUUGCUCCUGAUCAUGUGCUUCCAGACCCUGAGGAGCUCUAUAUAUACAGCCCACUGGGUUCUGCCUUUAAAAUGGAAUGCUACACAGAUGGCUAUGGUAAAAACACCAGUUUAGUCACAAUCUUCAUGAUUUGGAAUACUAUGAUGGGAACAUCUAUACUAAGUAUUCCAUGGGCAAUUAAACAGGCUGGAUUUACCACUGGCAUCUGUGUCAUCAUUCUGAUGGGUCUUUUAACACUUUAUUGCUGCUGCAGAGUAGUAAAAUCACGGACAAUGAUAUCUUCAUUAGAUACCUCUAACUGGGAAUUUCCAGAUGUUUGCAAAUAUUAUUUUGGCUCCUUUGGUCAGUGGUCUGCUCUGCUUUUCUCUCUGGUAUCUCUCAUUGGAGCCAUGAUAGUUUAUUGGGUGCUUAUGUCCAAUUUUCUUUACAACACCGGAAAAUUCAUUUUCAAUUUUGUUCAUCAUGUUAACAUCACAGAUAACAUCCUUAGUACAAAUGGUACCAAUCCAGUGAUUUGCCCAACACCUGGACAUAGUAGCCAACCUGACAAUUAUACCGUUGAUGUUUUCUCUGCCAAUAACACUGACUUCCAGCAGUUUGAAAAGUGGUGGGAUAAAUCGAAGACUGUGCCUUUUUACCUUAUCGGAUUACUCCUACCUCUGUUGAACUUCAAGUCUCCAUCUUUUUUUGCAAAAUUUAACAUUCUAGGUACUAUAUCAGUUCUCUAUUUGAUUUUCUUUGUCACCUUGAAGAGUAUCCAGUUGGGUUUCCAUUUGGAAUUUCAUUGGUUUAUAUCAACAGAGUUUUUUGUCCCAGAGUUUAGAAUUCAUUUUCCACAGUUGACUGGAAUACUCACUCUUGCUUUCUUCAUCCAUAACUGUGUUAUUACCCUCUUAAAGAACAACAAGAACCAGGAGAACAAUGUAAGGGAUCUGUCCAUUGCUUAUUUGCUGGUGAUGUUAACAUACCUCUAUGUCGGUAUCCUGGCCUUUGCUUCAUUUCCCUCUCCACCAUUAUCCAAAGAAUGCAUCGAGCAGAUUAGAUGUCCAUUCUCUGCUAGCAGCAAUGCAGUGAUCCAGAACUAUUCUGAGGGGCUCAUGAGAAAGAAGCUCUCCACGUCCAGAGGAAGAACUGUGGGAGCAGAAACACAGAAGAAACAAUGUCCUCGAUCACAUGGGUCGAUGGGGAUAGGACUGGGGAUGUAGACUCUAAACGAUCACUCUAGUGCAAAUAAUAAAAAUAUGGAAAUCAGUUCUGAACAAUGAUACAGGUAUAAUCCAGUGCAAUUGCUUGUCAGCUCAGGGAGGGGGGAGGGAAGGUGGAGGGGAAAUCACGAGUCAUGUAACCAUAGAAAAAUAUUCUAAAUGAAUUAAAUUUUUAACAAAAGAUUAGAUGUCCAAAGGGGCAGCUAGGUGGCACAGUGGGUAGAAGGCCAAGCCCAGAGUUAGGAAAAUUCAUCCUCCUCAUUUCAAAUCUGACCUCAUACACUAGCUGUGGGACCCUGCUCAAGUCACUUAACCUUGUUUGCCUCAGUUUCCUCACCUUUAAAAUGAACCAGAAAGGGAAGUGGCAAACCACUACAGUAUCUUUGCCAAGAAAACCCAAAAUGGGAUCAUGAAGAAUCAGACAUAACAGAAAACAAUUGAACAUCAACAAUAGCAUAGAGGUCAAAGCAUUGUGUGUAUAGUCCAAUGACGAUAUACUGUGCUAAAAGAAUACAAAAUAUGUCAACAUUGUCAGACUAGAUCUUAUCGCUACAUUCCCCACUCACAGGAUAGCAACAGUCUGAAAAAUUCGAAAAUUUAGAACUGAAUGUCUCAUCACAGCAGAAUCUCUUGAAAAAAAUAAAAAUUGAAAAUGAAGUUGUUAUAAUCCAAGUAAGUUUCUGAGUGACUAGUUUGUUAGCCAAGCAAGGGACAUUGUUACAGUAGGGACUUAAUGAAAUCAUGUUUGAUUGUAGCAACCUAAGAAACAUGUACAGAGCAAAUAGAUUUGUUUAAGCCAGUUUGCUUUUGGCUCAAUUAAAAUGAUAUGCACUGACCUAAAAGAAGAGAUAUAAGGCAAUACUCCUAACCCACCCCUUCAUGGAGGUGGGAGGUACAAAAUCUGUUCCAUGUUGCCCAUAUUUUUUUAACAUUUUCGAUAUAUUGAUGGUUGUGCUGAUUUUUUCCUCUACUUUUUCUUUUUCCUCCAUCUUUAAAAAAUAUUUUUUGUUAUAAGUGAUGGCUCUCUAGGAUGAGAAGAGAUAUAGAAAAAUAUACUAUGAUGUAUAAAACAAAAGAUAUAAAUAAAAACUUACUGAAAAAAGAAUAAUAUGCUAGUGUAUUGAUGUCAGUAUUUGGCAAUAACUAUGAAAAGAUAUUUUCAAUGUGAUCAGCAGUAACAGAUGAACAUGUGCAAUCAAUUUUAACGAUAAAGAAUAGUAGCUCAGGGCAAGAACAAUGAUUUUUCUUUUAUUUUUGUCCUCAGCAUUUACACAGUUCCUGGCACAUUUAUUGUUGUUCAGUUAUUUUUCAGUCCUGUCUGACUCUUAGCAAAGAUACUGGAGUGGUUUGUCAUUUUGUUAUUACAUGUAACUGGAAAAAUAAAAUAUCUUUAUAAUAGAAAUAAAGAAAUAAAUAAAUGUUUUUUGACUUUAAUAAUCUUGACCAAGGAAAAUUUCAUAAUAUGAAAAACAUAGUUACAUCACUCAGGUUUAGGUAUUUCAUAUCAUCAGUUCAAAACAAUAGUUGCUUAAUAUUGGAAAAUCACCUCCCUAAAGUCAUGCAAUCUGUCCUCUAAGACCAUUUCCUUCAAGUGCUCUCUUCCUGAUCCUCACCUACCUCUUCCCCCCUCCCACUAACCCUCCAAAAGCUGGUCACAAAAGAUCCCUUCCUUCUGGUCGGUCACUUGCUUUAUCCCUUCAGGAGAAGAGGUGAAAGAUCUUAACUAGAAUUGAGGUAUUCUCCUCUAAAUCUGGCUACCACCCUUAAGCUAGUUUCUGAGGCCAGUGCUUUCCUCCUUGAUCUUUUACACACUUUCCUUUUAAAAAAAAAAUAGAAGUUGGAAGGAGUCAGCAUAAGGGAAUUUCAAUGGAAAAUAACUUUAGUGGAAGACAUUGUUUCCUGACAAGCUUGACUAAGUACUGAUAAAAUCUCCUUCCUUCAGCUAAAUAUGGAAAGGAUAUUAGUUAGACAUGAGAAAUGUUUAUUUCAUAUUUUCAUUUAAAUUAAAAAUGAGUUUUUAAUAGGCUUCAUAAUUCUUUUGAAAGGAAGCAUGAGUGCUAGGUUUGGAUUCAGGGAACCUCAAUACUGAAUAUGUGGCCAUGAACAAGAGAUUUUACCUCUCAGCCUUAGUUUCUUCAUCUAUAAAAUGGGAAUUAGAUUAUUUACACUUAAGGAAAGCAUUCCAUAAUAGCCUUAGAAUGUUACCAAAAUGUCUGUUGUUGUUUCAGAUGUCCUGAGAAUUAUUUUAGCUCUCAUACAUUUAAAUGGAUUGAGAAUUGUUUGGGGCAAACUGAAUUUGACAAAGUAUUUCCUUCUAAAUUUCAGAAAGGGAUCUUCCUCAGUUGGCAUAUAAUAAAAUCCACUGGUGGUUUAUGCCAAAAGAAUUCUAAAAAUUAUGAUUUCUCCAGUUUCAGCAAUGCUUGUUUGUAUACUGUACUAGGUCACCAGCUUCUGCCCUGAAGGAGUCUGAGGGGAGUACAAUAUGGUCACAAAUUUUAGUUUUAUUCGAGGGAAGAAUGUGAUAAGAUCCAAGCAAAGAGCUCUAAGAAAAUUUGAAGAGGGAGAAAAUCCCUUCCAAUUUAGGGCUGGUGUUAGGAGAGAAGGUGAUCGAGAAAGGUUUCAGGGAGUUGAAACCUGAGCUGGAUUUGGGAAGAAGAGAAUUUCAGCAGGCAGAAGGGUAGAAAUGCAUGUUAAGUUUGGAGUAUGGCUGCCUGCAGGUGAGAGAAUUUAGAUUUUGGUAAGGAAAAUGACUCAGUCCAGUUCGGUUAGAAUAUGUGACUCAUUAAGGGGCAUAAUGUGAAAAGGAUCUAAUAAGACAGCUGGGAGCCAGAUUGUAGAAUGCCUUUAAUGCCAAGCUGUGUUUGUAUUUUAUCCUAUCUUCAAAGGCAAUUAGAUGGCCCAGUGGAUAGAGAUACUGAGCUUUGGUCCUGGAGUCAAGAAUACCUGGGUUCAAAUGGUGUCCAUCCCCAGACACUUGAUAGCAUGUGACCCUGCGCAAGUCACUUCACCCUGUUUGUCUCCGUUUCUUCAUGAUGGAGAAGGAAAGGGCAAACCACUCCAGUAUCUUUGGCAAGGAAAGGCCAAAUGGGUUCAUGAGGAGUUGGACGCCACUGAACAAUGACAACAACAGGGUGUGGUUCAUCCCUUCUUCCCCUAUGAGCUCCCAAGGACUGUGUCCUUCUUUAUCUUUUGUACCCCCAAUGUCUAACCCUGAACCUUGCUCACAGGCCAUAUUUAAGAACUGUUUCUAGUUCAUUUGAAGAGAUGCUCAAUGACGUUAAGUGCUUUGGGAAAGUAAAGAAGGGGGAAGCUUGAGAAAUGUGGUGGAAAGGAGGGUUUGGCAGUUAGAUCAUUGGAGAAAGACGAUGGAAGCCCACCUCCAGGGGAUCAGCAAGUGAUGGCUAUCACUGUGUUGUUAACUUUAAUUUGCUUUAUAGAGGAAGUAUAGUUAAUAGUCACAAAUAUGUAAGAAAUGUGGUCCUACCUCUGGCCCAGCCUGACGGUGACCAGGGAUGAGUCAUUUACCUCUCUGUCCCCCACCCCACCCCACCCCAGGGCGACUUUCUUAGGCUGUAAAUUGACUGUAGCCGCAGGUCUGAUUGGCAGAGGGAGUUUUCUAUGAAAGGUUCAGUCAGGUGGGGAAAAAAUUAAAUUAUUGUUCUCACAUGAGCUUUGGAUGUUCGUUUCUGUUCUUAGCUACAGAAUCUCUUUCUAAUAUACAGAAUAUUUACUGGGAUUUUUCAUUUCUAAUGAGCAAACUGACCCCGUUAUCAACCUAUAGCUGUUUCUCUCAACCAGCAUGUAUAUGGAACAAAUAUACGAGACAAAACAUCAAGCCAUUUGGGGAGGCAAGAAUGGAAACAGGAAGCAGGAAAAUUAGGCCUUUCCAUUUGGAGAUGAUGCUGAACGAUAGAAGCCUCCACAAAUUACAUGAGAUAUUGGGAAAAUGAUUGCGCUUUUUCACAGAAUCACUAGGAAUGAUGUGAGGAUUGAACUAAAAUGGUCAUUUCGAAUAGACAAAAGCCUAAUACACUAUGUUAUACUGCUCUUAGGACCCACCCUAAAAAACAAGUCUUGCUCUUUUCAUGUUUUGUGUGAAUUUACUUGUUAAGAAUUGUGUUGACAUUUUCUUUACUAAUGUCCUU
Messenger RNA from Monodelphis domestica (gray short-tailed opossum), 6519 nucleotides. It is a transcript of the gene SLC38A9, whose product is annotated as solute carrier family 38 member 9. Gene Ontology annotation, molecular function: L-amino acid transmembrane transporter activity. Lineage: Eukaryota; Metazoa; Chordata; Mammalia; Didelphimorphia; Didelphidae. The record is from RefSeq and is a predicted model, not a curated record. Gene Ontology annotation, biological process: amino acid transmembrane transport. Gene Ontology annotation, cellular component: lysosomal membrane.